This is a messenger RNA of Acytostelium subglobosum LB1, 903 nucleotides long. RefSeq lists its product as hypothetical. The annotation marks the transcript as partial. The transcript is spliced from 2 exons. NCBI's taxonomy places the organism in Eukaryota, Evosea, Eumycetozoa, Acytosteliales, Acytosteliaceae. The record is from RefSeq and is a predicted model, not a curated record.
CUCACUGGUCAGUUCUACGUGUCACACGCCGAGGUCCUUGCCCCCUUCCUCGCCACCACGUUCAACAACAUGCUGCUCGACCCUGAGACCAUCACCAGUGACUUCAAGUGUGGAAUCAUCUACACCAUCUUCAAGAAAGGCCACAUACUGAACAUUGCCAACAGACGUCCAAUCACCUUACUCAACGUGGAUUACAAGCUCCUCAGCAAGGUCAUCAAUGCCAGACUCACCAAGCUCCUCGACAGUCUGAUCAACCCAUUACAGAAUGGCUUCGUCCCCGAGAGGCUGAUCCACUACAACACCAUCAUACUGCAGGAAGUCAUCGACACGGCUGCCCAAGACAUGGCCACUGGCUAUGUCACGCUGUUUGAUUUCCAGAAGGCGUUCGACUCCAUAUCACAUAAUAGCAUCGAGCGCACUCUCAGCUUUGUCGGCAUCCCACUAUUGAUGGUCGGGCUCGUCAUGGCCCUAGGGCAGCUGCUGCGGGGCUCCGUGGCCAGAGUCAGUGUCAACGGCAUCCUCACUGAUGCCCUGCCCCUGGACAGAGGCACCAAGCAAGGUGACCCUCUCUCCCCGACGCUCUUUGUUCUGGUCAUCGAGGUACUGGCAGCAGCAAUCAACGCCGACCAAUCCAUCGUGGGCCUGCCUCUAUCAAGUCWUACGCCCUCCCCCCCUCUGAUGUACCACUUCUAUCUGGACUCACCGACCAAGUGGCAGAUCAAGAAGAUCGAUAACCUCACCAAAUGGUUCAUCGCAGCCCCCAAGACYACCGCCUACGGCUCCAGCUUCAUCAACACGAUGGCACUGGACCGCGCCAGCUUCCAUUGGGAACAAAGUGGCCUCAACCUCUGGGACAUUGGACUCAGAUCAAUUGCCUACAAGGUAUGGGUGUUCAAUCGUUUC